Messenger RNA from Elgaria multicarinata webbii, 4276 nucleotides. RefSeq names its product defective in cullin neddylation 1 domain containing 3 (gene DCUN1D3). Lineage: Eukaryota; Metazoa; Chordata; Lepidosauria; Squamata; Anguidae. The transcript is spliced from 5 exons. Gene Ontology annotation, molecular function: ubiquitin conjugating enzyme binding; cullin family protein binding; ubiquitin-like protein binding. The coding region runs from base 386 to 1300 and encodes 304 amino acids. Gene Ontology annotation, biological process: protein neddylation. Gene Ontology annotation, cellular component: ubiquitin ligase complex. The record is from RefSeq and is a predicted model, not a curated record.
AGGGUCCCCCCCACCUCCACUCUACACAAAUCAUUACCAAAGAAACCGCCGUUCUCCUCUUCCCCCUUUCUCAAAAGGUUCUGGAUCUUGUGGCGCCCAGCCGAGCUUUGAGGAAUUGGAAUGCCACUGUUGGGCUCAUGAUCGGUGCACUGACUGGGAGAAAAAAGGAACCCUUGGAAUACCCGCUCGAAAGGAACCAGCAGUCCAUGGAGAGACCUUGACGCUCACGAAGAAGAUCUGACUAAAUGGUGCAAUGCCAUUCUCCGCUUCAGAGGAUCUCGCGUCGGUUGUCAGCCAACUGAUGGCAUGUUGAGGCCCACUGAGCAGCGGUGGAGUGGGUGCGUGACAGUGAGGGGGCGGCUCUAACAACUGGGUGUGCACCAAUAUGGGCCAGUGCGUCACCAAGUGCAAGAACCCUUCUUCCACCCUCGGCAGCAAAAAUGGCGAUCGGGAGUCAAGCAGCAAGGCUCACAGCAAACGGAGCACGAUCCAUAAGGAAGAGCACAGCACCAUUGGCGGGAAAUCCUCUGGGGAUAUCCUUGUCAAUGGGACGAAGAAGAUGGAGGCGGCCGUAGAAUCCAGUCAGCCUCCGACUUCCUCCGGGGACUCCAAGAAAGAGCCAGUUUCUGGCACGGAGGAAUCCUCCCUCCACAGGACUGAGGAAUUAUUUAGGAGGUACAAGGACGAACGAGAAGACGCCAUAUUGGAGGAAGGCAUGGAGCAUUUUUGCAACGAUCUCUGUGUUGACCCCACUGAAUUCAAAGUGCUAGUCCUGGCCUGGAAAUUCCAAGCAGCUACCAUGUGCAAAUUCACAAGGACGGAGUUCUUCGAGGGCUGCAAAGCAAUAAACGCAGACAGCAUCGACGGGAUUUGCGCCCGGUUCCCCAGCCUCUUAAACGAAGCCAAACAAGAGGAUCAGUUCAAGGAUCUCUAUCGUUUCACCUUUCAGUUUGGCCUGGACUCCGAAGAGGGACAGAGGUCGCUGCAUCGGGAAAUAGCCGUCGCCCUUUGGAAACUAGUCUUCACUCAAAACAAGCCUCCCAUAUUGGACCAGUGGUUACACUUCUUAAACGAGAACCCCUCAGGAAUCAAGGGAAUUUCCCGGGACACGUGGAACAUGUUCCUAAAUUUUACUCAGGUCAUUGGGCCGGACCUUAGCAAUUACAGUGAAGAUGAGGCUUGGCCUAGUCUCUUUGACACCUUUGUGGAAUGGGAAAUGGAGCAGCGGAAGAGGGAAGACGACACCAAACGCAUUGCGGCUUCACAGACAGCAGGCCUGUGUACAGACCAUUAUACUUAGCAGCAUUUAAACGCAGCAGCGACCGCUGUAACCUGCUAACCCUUCAUUACCCAUAAGCUCUGGACUCCUCUGGAAUUUACAGACGCUCCAGAUUUUUCUACUUUACACCUUUCUCUGCCUUGUAUUUUGAAAGGGCUCUAAAAUGCUGUAUCCAUAUUUUAGGCACUUUCUUUAAAUGUUGGGUUAUUCCGAUUUCUUCUUUUCCUGAAAUGUUUGACCCCUGGCUGCAAGUGAAAUGAUUUUUCUUUAAUGGUUUCAGAUUUGGUAUAAUUCCGUUUUGACGUUGGUUACAAAACUUUUUUUUUAAAAAACAACAACCCACAAACACCUUCUUUCUAUUUUGUUUUUUGGUGAGGUUAAAUUAACAUCGCUAAAUUAUACAGUGCCAGACUGAAUUUCUUCAAAUUUACAUCUUUUUUUUUUUUUCCAGGGCAGGUCUCUACUGUGUGUAGUGCUGUUUACAUUUGCUGAAUUUUUUUUUUAAGGUUCUGAUAAUUUUAAGUUUUAUACCAUGAUUAAUAACAGUGUUAACUGUUAAUUACAAAUGCAUUUAAUUCCCAGGUAAAUACGAUUUUGAAAGCCAAUGAAAGCAGCAGUAUUUCCUUUGUAGCAUGGUUAACUUCUUUUAAGUUGGCCCUUGGCGUUUAUGAAAAAUAUUGAGGUUUUGUUUGAAAGAAUAUACUGUACCUGCCAGUCAGCUGAGAAUUAUUAAGUUUUUUGAACCAUUGACCACGAGACAUUUGGUUCUGUGGUGAGGGUUGUGUUUCGUUCUUGCCCUCCAGUACUUUGGAGUGUCCCCCCCCCCUGCAAAAAGUUCUGCCAUAAUUAUAAUUUGGGGCUCCUUUGUUCACUUUUCAACAGCAGGCUGUAUAAGUACUAAGCUCCAUACUCACCAGAUGCCCAGUAAGCACAGGAAGUAGUAAUGCAUGGAUAUGUCACUUCCUCCCACACUUGAAUGAUUAAAAAUCUCAAGUUCUUCCUGUCUCAUAAAUGAAUCUGCAAAUUUUGGUCCAUUCUUACCAAUGAAAUGCCAUCGUCACCCAUCUACACGGGCCAAAUUCAGUACGUACCACUUUUCCGAGCAGGGAGAACACCGUGAUGUACCUGCCUGACAUAGGUAGCUCUUGAAGAUGAGAAACUUCUCGGGAAAAGAGGCAGUAAUACAGCACUGCAAGGGAUACAAUCCCAGACUUUUAAGAGCUAGCUCAGCACUCAAAGAACUUCGUUGAUGGACAAAUCUGUCCGUUUCAAUUUCUCCCACAUUCCAUUUUUAAAAUGUUUAGGUACUUUCCAUCCCUCUAUGAAGAAACUUGCAAAUUUUAAUAAGUUCUUCUCGAAAACACAAAAACCUCAGACCAUCUAGAACUGGGGCUUUCCCUCCCCUUAAGAAAUAGCCAGUUUUGCAGGGAGUCUGCUAAAUCAAGCCGCCCCAAACGUGAUGUGAGCGGAUUCCCCUCUCAUGCAGGAGGGUGUGCGCACAGCCAGCAGGGCUCCUGCAGCUUGUCUAGGCCACAAUCUCCAUCCCUCGCUUUGCGUGAGAUGCAAUAGAGCAGUGCUACCUCAAUUCUAAAGGCCAUCCGCCUCCCCCGUCCCCUUCCCCCACCCCAACGGAGCUCUUCUUUUAGACAAGGGAUUGUAUUUGCACGACGGUGUGAAAACACCUUUACUUGACUCAAAGCCAAAGGUGUUUUUUUCCAGAUUUAUUAACGUUGAGAGAAGUGGCAAAUUUUACCCUCCAGGUGGGGAAAAACUUCAAAACUCUGCUUUAAUUUGCUGUAUUUGACGCUCAGAUGAAAAUGUUAUCUUACUUGGCUGAGAAGUACAGUAUAUUCAUGUAAGGCUAUGUGCAUUCUUUAAGAGAACCUUUAAUUGUAGCAAUCCUCCCACUUCUCUGUACGAGAGAAUUUGCACCCGACGAGUAGAAUUUCCACUUUGUUCCCGGAAGGGCUCCUGUGCCUUUUAAUCACUUGCAUCCCGAACAGAGAUUUUGACAGAUGUUUCUUCUUUUUGUUGUUGCAUGGAAAUGCAGUGAUUAGAAAAAGCUGCACCAGUUGGAUUUCUACUUGUCGGGGUGCUGUCAGAGGACCAGAUUUCUGUCAAAUGGGAUUGGGGGAGAAAACAAAGGUGCCCCCCAUUUGGAAUGGGCUCUUAACGGCAUCAGUUUAUGCGCCUCAUUUUGGGCUGAUGUAACAAUGCUUUAACUACAACUAGAUAUUCCCCCCUCCCCUUUUAAAUUUUUACCUGUACUGGGAGUUAUUUGCUUGCUUGAAACUGUUGUGACUGACUUUAUAAACAAUGACAACACCUUGCCAACAUUUUAAAACUUGGGAAAAGGAAUAGCUGCCGAGGCUUUCGCCUGACCUCCAUGUUACUGUUGGAAAAGGAAAGGACAGUAAAACUUGAUUUCCACUCUCCCAAGGGAAGGCUCUCAAAGGAGGCGUAGUUUUUAACUCAACAACAACUGAGUCAGUGGCCCACUUGGGCUACCUUCUGAAAUGACUUCUAAACCUGUACAUUUCAUGGAGAGUUUGUAACUAACACGGGAUGGGUGCCAAUAGCCACCUCUUCUGCUGCAUGGCAGGUUGGGCAGCAGGUGCACCAGCCUGCUUCAACCUGGCAUCCUCCAGCUACGUUGGGCCACAGCUGCCAUCGUCCCCAGCUGGCAUGGCCACACCGGCUGGUGUUGAUGGGAUGUGUUGUCCAAGACAUCAGGAGGACGCCUCUUUUCCGUUGAGCCUGGUGCAGUGUGAGCUUUUGAGCUCUGUUUCCCUGUGUUGCUCCUGCCCCCUUCGUGCAGUAGAACAGGCCUGGUGACGUUCCUCCUUCUCCCCCCCGGCCUUUUUGUGUUCCUCCCCAUGGCGUCUGCAUGGGCCCACUUGGAUUGUACCAAUUGGGCAGUUCCGUCGACACAGUCUCAUCUGGAUCUUAAAUGGCUAACAAUCCUGGGGCAGAUAAAAAAUAAAUAAAUACUUGAAA